AACCGACCCGCACCGCACCACGUGAACAAGACAAGAAGUCGCGUCGCCGGCGGAAGGCGACCCGACCCAACACAACCCAGCCACAGCCAUGUCGGCGCGUGACCGCGAGACGGCCGAGGCGCUGGUGCGCCUCGCCGCGUCGCUGGACGGGGCGGUGCUCGGCCUCGGCACGGCGGCCGUCGCCGUCGCGUCGUGGGUCAAGUACCUCGCCGUCUCGGGGCAGCUGCGCCUUGUCGCCUCCGCGGCGACGGCCUCCAUCGCCGACCUCCGCUCCCUCCUCCCUGGAGACGGCGGCGAGCCGCGGGUCGCGGCGGUGCGGGGCUACGUGCGCCCCAAGCCGGGGGGCAACAUCCUCCGCGUCCCGUGGUCCGGGGAGCACGGCGUCGUCACCAAGCACACCCAGAUGUGCUUGUUCACGGAAUGGAGAGGCAUCUUUGGAUGGACCUUUGAUCUGCAUGCUCUUCUUUUCAGAUCAUGGAAAGAGCAGAUUGUAACAUAUUUUAGAUCGGUUCCGUUUGUUCUUGCUAGUUCUGAGAUUGGAAACCCUAUUGGGAUGGUUUACAUCGAUGUAGAGAAGGCGGCCCAACCAUUACCUCUUACAACUGUGUUUCAUAAACUUAUCCCAAUCGAGACGACUCCUUACACAUUGUUUCAAACUAUCAUUGGCAAUGGCUAUCCUAUCGCAUUAUUGGAUGAAGAAAAGAUACUACCUAUUGGAAAGGAACUUACAGCAAUAGGACUAUGUCGAGCAAAUGACGAAGGAAGUGUUGAGAUCAGCUCGUGCCCAGAGCUCCCCUUUUUCUUAUCUGAGCUGACCAAGGAUGAGAUGCAAGCUCAGCUGGCUUCGCGUGCUAGGAUACUCUUUUGGGGUAGUGUUGUUUUGGGAACCUUGUCGGUUUGCUUAGUGGGGCAUGCCAUUUACAGGGGCUGGAAGAGAAUCAAACUGCGGAGAGAGGCUAGGCAAGCACAACAGUUAUUUGAGGAGGGUGAAGACGCUAUUCAAGAAGAUGACUCCAGUGAUGAAGAAGUAGGAGAUGGGCAGCUAUGUGUUGUGUGCUUAAGGAAGAGAAGGAAAGCAGCUUUUAUUCCUUGUGGGCAUCUUGUUUGCUGUUGCAAAUGUGCAUUAAGAAUGGAACGUGAGACUGAACCAUUGUGCCCUAUGUGUCGGCAAGACAUCAGAUACAUGAUGAGGAUUUAUGACUCUUGAGGUCCCUUGCUGAUAAAAUCUGACACUAGCAGAUCCUUUUACUAGCUCUCCCUGCAAACAUGAGGAGCACAACUGCUUAUCCUCCAUGGCAUUUCCCCAGUCUAGACUACUAGCUAACUGGCUACCAUGGAUUUGUGAAUAUAUAAUGUCUUAACCCUUCCAAAUCAUGCUCUUGGUCGCUUGGGACUCUAGCUUAGUUGAACUCACCAAGAAUUACAUGUCUUUUUGUUAGCAUUGCACAUAUGUUUGCCCUUCAUGUAAGCAUUGAGUUGGCUGUAAAGUACUAAAGAUUUGGCUAUUUGUUGUCCUGUGAUCUUUCACGUCUA
Messenger RNA from Setaria italica (foxtail millet), 1533 nucleotides. RefSeq names its product E3 ubiquitin-protein ligase SPL2. Gene Ontology annotation, biological process: protein ubiquitination; organelle organization. NCBI's taxonomy places the organism in Eukaryota, Viridiplantae, Streptophyta, Magnoliopsida, Poales, Poaceae. The record is from RefSeq and is a predicted model, not a curated record. Gene Ontology annotation, molecular function: ubiquitin-protein transferase activity. Bases 89 to 1207 code for a protein of 372 amino acids. The transcript has 7 exons.